Messenger RNA from Chlamydomonas reinhardtii, 2448 nucleotides. RefSeq lists its product as uncharacterized. NCBI's taxonomy places the organism in Eukaryota, Viridiplantae, Chlorophyta, Chlorophyceae, Chlamydomonadales, Chlamydomonadaceae. The record is from RefSeq and is a predicted model, not a curated record. Gene Ontology annotation, molecular function: protein kinase binding. The transcript has 6 exons. Bases 101 to 1117 code for a protein of 338 amino acids. Gene Ontology annotation, biological process: regulation of cyclin-dependent protein serine/threonine kinase activity.
AUCCAGAGUUGCUCUUUCGCACGUUGGCAAGGUCCUUACACUUCUCCAGCAGCGACGACGGAGUGGGCCCCUGCGCCUCAAGGUAGCAGCCGCGGGGGCCAUGGUGAAGGAGGUGCACUUCAGCUUAUUUCGCUCCGCAUCCGGCCCUCUGCGGGAGUCGGACGCACGAACGGACGAGGGAGAUGCGCCGAGCACCUCGGGGCAAGCGGCCAAGUCGUUCACCUGUGGCACCCGAACGCGGCGCAGCUCCGGUGUUGUGGACUUGGGAAGUGAGACGGAGGAGCUGUUCGCUCUGCUCGGCGUGGCAGAGGGCACGGGCUCAUCGCCGCGCCUCAUAAAGCUUAUCACGGCAGCGCUUGAAACCAAUGUGGAAAAGAACGAAAUGCAGGAGAGGUUUACUACGAGCACGGUGGGCAGCCAACACAUGAUGCCGACUGGGAAGCUGACCGUCUUCCACGGCCUACGGCCGCCGCCCAUUGGGCUCCAGGCCUACGUGGAGCGUGUGGCCAAGUUCACCAAGUGCAGCCCCGUGUGCUUCGUUAUGGCCCUGGUCUACAUGGACCUGCUGGCACAGCGCGACCCGGACAUGCUGCCCACGCCGCUCAACGUGCACCGGCUGCUGCUGAGCGGCGUGCUGGUGGCGGCCAAGCUCACAGACGACCACUACUACAACAACGCAUUCUACGGCAGGGUGGGCGGCGUCAGUGUCCAGGAGAUCAACCGGCUGGAGCUGGAGCUGCUGCGGCUGUUGGACUACCGGCUGCACGUGCCCUGGGAGGAGCUGCGCUGCAUGCUCAAGCAGCUGCUGGCGGGCAGUCUCAGCAUCGGGCAGGGAGAGGGCUGGAGUGCCGCCCUGGGCCGCAAGCGCCGCAGCGUGUCGGGCCACAGCCAGAGCAGCGAGAAGCGCAGCUCGCAGCGCCGCAGCAGCAUCGACUCGUCGCGCUCGCUUGGGGGCGUCUCGGCCUCCGUCUCGGCGUCAGCCACGCCCUCAGCUUCACAGAGCAUCUACCGGGAUGAAGAGGACGAGGAGGAUGAGGGGGAGGAGGAAGAGGAGGUCGCAAACGAGCGGCAGGGGCGCGUCAGCCGGGCGGGCAGCUCGGCUUUGGGGCGUCGCUGAGUACAGCAGCGGGCACCGACGAUUGUACUGGCAAUUGUCGACAGCCUGCACGUCAUGUCGGGUGGGACGCAACAGCUGCCCGGCAACGGAUGAUAGCGGCAUGACGAUCGUUUACUAGGGUAGGACGCUUGUGACGGGGGGUUUGCGAUGACACCGGCGCGGCAGUGCGAUGGUCCGUGGGUAUCGAUGUAGCAGCGUUCAGGCCGGGCUGAGUUCAUGCCGGGCUUGCAUGGUGCUGGUGCGAAGCGGGGCUCUGGCGAGCGGGCCGGCGGGUGUCAGCUGGGAUGAGGGUGCUGGCUUAUGCGCAAUGACAGCGAUGUAUUGGAGGGCCUGGAGCGUGCGGAGUGCAGACGGAGUCAUGCCGGGACAGCUGCAAGCCUGUGGAGUGGGGCGUAUUAGUGCGGAUAGCAUUACAAACAUGACAACACACGAGAUACGACAGAAGGCGUGGGUAUGCGUGGCACCAUCUUUGCCAUUAGUAUCGGUCCUCAUUGUGUGAGCGCGUGUCGCAGGAUGCUAGUUGGCGGUCUUACUUCUUUGUCGUAUCUCUUCUAUACCUGUGGAUUAGGAGAUUGUAGACUGUUUUGUGACGUGUGCCUGUCCUCAAUGCUUUUGGUCCUUCGGUAUUCGGACAAGCUGUUCGGGAGGCCGGGACGAGCAUACAGCAUUCGUGAUGUGCUGUGGCGUUGGCUUAACAGGCUUCGGUGUGGUUGUCUACGUAUGGUCGGACGCUAUGGUAGGAGGCACCAUCGGACGCGGACUUUCAUAAUAGGAGACAUGCAACGGGCUACUAUCACAGACUGAGUGGCCGCAACCGGCCGUGUGGGACUAGCGCAAGGCGCUGCCGGUGCUUUGGGGAAAAGCUGAAGUACCGUAAUGCCGCUGUUUGCAAAGUGGAGCGGCACAGCGCUAGCAUGGAGGAUGAUUAUGACAGGGGCUGAAAGUGUUUCUAGUAUAUUCAAGCGGCAGCCACGAGUUUGGGAAGGAAUGCUGUCUGGAAGCAUUCCUUCUCAUUGCUAGCUGACCUCGGUGGAUGAGCCUCACCGCUUGAGGAAGCGCGCGCGGCUGAGUAUGAGGGCAUGCGCGUGGACAGCAUAUGUGUGCUGCGCUCUGGACGGAACGCGGUUGAAAUGACAUCGUUGGUUGAGGUGCGGCGGUUGUGCAGUACUGGUACCGGUGCUGGCAGAACCCUCCCUUGCGGGCUGUCACCCACUACCAGACAGGCGCGUGGCUCUGUGGGCGCACCUUGCCCACAUUGGCAAUUGCAAAACGCAGGCCUAAUUGGCGCUAGACGGUUGCAUUACGGUAGCACGUUGUAAUUGCAUACCAGG